Guillardia theta CCMP2712 is the source of this 603-nucleotide messenger RNA. RefSeq lists its product as hypothetical. NCBI's taxonomy places the organism in Eukaryota, Cryptophyceae, Pyrenomonadales, Geminigeraceae. Gene Ontology annotation, molecular function: protein binding; transcription cis-regulatory region binding. Gene Ontology annotation, cellular component: nucleus. The record is from RefSeq and is a predicted model, not a curated record. The transcript has 5 exons. The annotation marks the transcript as partial. Gene Ontology annotation, biological process: positive regulation of transcription by RNA polymerase II.
AGAUGCAAGGAGAAAAGACGAAGCUUCAUUUUGCCUGUUGUCGAGGAGAUCCGAAAGAGAUCAUUCAAGCUGUUAAGGAGGGGAUUUCAAUCAAUGCUGUGGACAAUAACAUGUGCACACCUCUGCAUGUAGCUGCCAGAUACAAUCACGUCGAAGUAUGCCGUUUCCUCAUGAGCCAAGGAGCAGACCCCGACAUGCGAGAUGCGGCCGGUAGGACGCCAGCACAAGUCACCAAGUCCCCGGAAACCAAAGCGUUCUUCGCCGAAGCAGCUGCGAAUCCUUCAGUCUACAUGCGAGUCCCUGCUAGCGACUCCACGCCUGUCAUGAGCGCGCGAGACGCGCCAUUUGUUGAUGCAGCAGUGGAGGAUCAGGGCCUGGAACUCUGACAGUGGACACACUCAACAAGCGAGUGGGAUAACAUCUUUGCUCGCCUUCGACGACUUUCGUUUGAACAAGCGUUGUUAUUAACGUGAGGCGGUUUGAAUAGUAUGGUACAAAGCGGCUCUCCCUUACCGAUUCGCAUGAGGGAGGAGAAUUUGCCUGUCGGGCACCUGGAGGGUUCGAGUGAACGUUCUUCUGAGCGAGUAAACUUACAAACCUUGG